Adelges cooleyi (spruce gall adelgid) is the source of this 1386-nucleotide messenger RNA. Its product is annotated as required for meiotic nuclear division protein 1 homolog. The record is from RefSeq and is a predicted model, not a curated record. The transcript has 6 exons. Bases 488 to 1258 code for a protein of 256 amino acids. NCBI's taxonomy places the organism in Eukaryota, Metazoa, Arthropoda, Insecta, Hemiptera, Adelgidae. Gene Ontology annotation, biological process: positive regulation of mitochondrial translation.
UUCAAAACACAGUGGUUAAAAUAUAUUAUUUUAGUUACCCAAUAAUUUGUAAUAAUUGUAAAUUUAAGAACUUAAAUUUAGAACCAUCAAAUUCCCAUUGAUUUUUUAUUUUUUUUGGAAGUUUGUUAAAUACAUUUUAUUACUCCAAAAAUGUUUUGCUUUACUUGCACUACAAUGUCUGCUUUGCCUUUGCGACCCGGCUUAGGGAAAUUUUGUUCAUCGUUAUUUCAACAACCAUCAUCCUUCGUGAGAUUUGGAGUGCUUCUGCCUGCAAAUUAUUCUCAAAAUACAAAACCUCUUUCAAGUCCUAGUAUUAAAAAGCGUAUUCAAAGAAGAAAGACUACUACUAUUGAAGACACUGGGCAACGCCAAGGCUUCUGGAGUGUGACGGCAUUUACGACAGCCGAGGAGUUCCAAAUUGAAGAACUGAAAGAAGCUCUUUCCAAUACAAAAUUAUAUGAACCUAUAAAUCUGUAUAGCGGCUCUGAUGAUAGUGCUGAUUUCAGAUAUUAUACCACUCGAUGUCAUUCACGCCGUGUCCAAGUAUAAUGUUACAAACGAGCCUAGGCAUUUAUACUUUUUCCGUGAAGGAUCUGUAGUAGGAUGGAAUAUAUCAGACAUGGAAGUAAAUAUUUUAAUCGAGUUUUUGGCCAAAUAUCAAAUCCUACCUUAUGACACUGGCACAGUUGUAGACGAACGUGAAAUAAUGUAUUACACCUACACAAACGAUAAGAAAAGUUCAAUCGAAAAAGGUAAUUUGCAUUUAAUCAAAGACAAUGAAAUGGCUACAGAUUUAGAUCGGUACACAUUCUCCAAUGCCAUGGCUCACAGUGUCAAGUUGGGUACUUGGGAAACGUUAUUAGAUCAGUAUAUAGAUUCAGUCGAGUUUGUUACGCAAGAUUUACAAAAAGGACGACGUUUAAGUAUUUCAAGAAAAGAAGUAAUGAAGAAAACCGGCGAACUGUUUGGAUUAAGACAUUCAAUUAAUUUAAGUUCUGAUCUUCUUGAUUUACCAGACUUUUACUGGGAACGAGAACAUCUAGAAACUCUUUACCGUACAACUUGCAAUUAUUUUAGUAUUUCAUCACGUUUAAAGGUCAUGAACAUGAAACUAAAUCAUUGCCUAGAACUUGUAGAGUUGUUGUCGCAUCAUUUAAGUGACAGACAUCACAUUAGAUUAGAAUGGAUGAUCAUAAUAUUGAUUAUGGUCGAAGUAGGUUUUGAGAUCCUUCAUUACGCUCAACUAUUGGCAAAAUAACAAUUAUUAUAUUUUUUAAGCCUUAUUACUUAAUAUAGAAUAGAAGACUAUAAAUUUUAAAAUAUCAAUUGUAUAAUGUAAAUAUAUAUUUUUUAAUUAUUACAAGACGUAAAUAAAAUAAAAAUGAU